Arctia plantaginis is the source of this 2322-nucleotide messenger RNA. NCBI's taxonomy places the organism in Eukaryota, Metazoa, Arthropoda, Insecta, Lepidoptera, Erebidae. The record is from the annotation of a GenBank genome assembly.
AUGGGUUCCAAGAAACAUAAGAAGGACUCUAAAAAGAAGAAGCACAGGAGUAGGUCCCGAUCACCAUUGGACAACGAGGAGAGAGAACGUAAAAGACAUCGUAAACACAAAGAUCGCAAACGCGACCGCUCCCCAGACGUUGAGGAAGUACCCGUGGACUCGCAUCUGCAAAAGGAGAAACCAGCAGCAGUGCCAGUAAGCAAUGCCAGGAGUAGCAGUGAGGAAAGAGACAGACGUGCCAGAGAACAUCACAGAUCUCACAAAGAUUGUGGACAAGACAGGUAUAGUAAGGAGAGAGAGAAGAGUUCCGAAAGCGACGCUCGCACAGCGGAGCGCGACAACUCUGUCGGGCCGACGACCGGUGGCGCUGCUAAGGAGAGCCUGUCCAUCGAGGAAACCAACAAGCUCAGAGCCAAACUUGGACUCAAACCGCUUGAGGCCGCUGAGAAACCUGCUGAUGAUGGCAAGAUCAAAGACGACUUGGGCGAAUUUUACCACAAACCAGCCUCCAACAUCGCAGCUCAGAAGAAAUCUGAGAAGAUCCGCGAGAGACUCGAAGAACGUAAGGAGAAGAGGAAGAUUGAACAGAAAUUACAAACUAGGCUGUUGGCAGACGAAUCGGACGAAGAGGACGCGUCAGCCUGGGUGAACAAGUCACGGGAUAUCGAAGCACAGAAACGACAGGCUGCACAAAGAGCGGCGAUGCUUGACGAGAUGGACGAGGUGUUCGGUGUGUCGGCCCUGGUCGCUGAAGAAGAAGAAGCUGAUAAACGAGCCAGGUAUACUGCCAACCAUCUGAAGGGGUUACGAGUGGCGCACGAUCUGGAUACUAUUGUCGAUGAACGUGAAGUAGUGCUGACGUUAGCUGACAAAGAUGUACUGGCUGACGAUAAAGAAGAUGUCUUGGUCAAUGUUAACAUUGUUGAUGAGGAAAGAACUAAGAAGAACUUGCUAGAAGCAAAGAAGGCGAAGGCGGGCUACCGCGCGUACGACGACGAGGCGGACCUGGAGGCGGCGUCGCUGGGCUUUGCCCGCCCCGUGCUGGCCAAGUACGACGAGCACAUCGACAACGGCAAGGCAGCUGACAAACAGAAAGGCUUCUUUAUUGGAGACGAGGACGCCUUCGAAGCUAAGAAGUUUAAAGAGAUGAUGCGGCAAGAGCGUCUGCAGGGCGGCGUGGCCAAGCGCCUGGAGAGCUUGCAGAUGCCGCAGAUGCGUAUCGCGGCCGAUUACAUGGACGAGCACGAGAUACAGGCCAAGUUCAAGAAACCUAAAAGAAAGGGUAAAAUGCGCAAGAAAGCGAAAGAGGAGCCCAUAGACGUAGACGAUUAUGACGCCGGAAAUGCACCGCUCGACACAGAUGACACAGAUGUGAAACCGGAGCAGUUGUCGGUGUCGAUAGCGGUAGACGAGGAGGAGACGGAGCCGGACACGGAGCUGCAGGCCGCGCUGGCGCGGGCGCGGCGCCUGCGCCAGGCCGAGCUGGUCGAGCAGACACAAUUCAAAGUGCCCAAGGUUGAAGACAUCCUAGAGAGCGUGAAAGAGGAGCCACAGCCCGAGCAAGUGUCCCAGGGGGGCUCGAUGGUGUUGGACGCCACGGCAGAGUUCUGCCGCACGCUCGGCGACAUCCCCACCUACGGGCUCGCUGGCAACAGGGAUCAUCACGCUGAGAUUAUUGAUUUCGAGCGUGAGGAUAUGGAAGUGGAGCAGGAGGCUGACGUGACCGAUACGGCUGGAGCUUGGAGCCGCGUUGAUGUAAAUAGCGACAAACCGGCCGAUCUCGCUGCAGGGUCGUGCGUGGGUCUGGAGGCGGAGCCGGCGCUGGGCUGCGGCGUGUGGGGCGCGCUGCAGCUGGCGCUGUCCAAGGGCUACCUGGAGCGCGCCGGGGCCGCGCCCGCGCCGCCCUCCGCGCGCAGCGCCCUGCUCACCGCGCGACACUACUCCAUCGAGGACAAGACCUACGGAGGUGAGGACGACAAAUAUGGGCGUCGCGAGCGAGGCGGUCACUCCGGCCCGUUGCAAGAUUUCCGCGAGAAAUCCAGCUUCCGUCCAAACAUCAAGCUGGAGUAUGUAGACGACGACGGCCGCCCCCUCUGUCCCAAAGAAGCUUUCAGAUACUUGUCACACAAAUUUCAUGGCAAAGGGCCCGGGAAGAAUAAACAGGAGAAACGAAUCAAAAAAGCUGUGCAGGAAGGGUUGAUGAAGAAGAUGAGCUCCACAGACACCCCCCUGGGCACGCUGCAGAUGCUGCAGGACAAACAGCGGGAGACUCAGUCGCCCUACAUCGUCCUCAGCGGCGUGAAGCGAGAGGCCAACAACUGA